Messenger RNA from Micropterus salmoides (largemouth bass), 3282 nucleotides. It is a transcript of the gene tmem121ab, whose product is annotated as transmembrane protein 121Ab. The record is from RefSeq and is a predicted model, not a curated record. Bases 1219 to 2163 code for a protein of 314 amino acids. Lineage: Eukaryota; Metazoa; Chordata; Actinopteri; Centrarchiformes; Centrarchidae. The transcript has 2 exons.
UCAGCAGUUGCAUUUGCCAAAGCGGCUCCACAUAGCCAGCAGCCUGCACUCCUAAGAUUCACCUUUUAAAUUUGACAUGACAAUUUUUGAAACCAUUUUGAGCCACAUUCGUUCUGUCUCUCGCGCUGUCUUUGUUGUGAUGGACACGCGGCUGGAAAUAGGAUUUCGUUCAACGUAACUUGAAGGCAGCAGCAGUUGUUGGACCGGCGUUUUUAGUGCCUCCUCGCAGCGGAUUUACAAAGCCUCUCCGGAGCCUGCGAUGAUAUUCAGCACCCUGGACAGAGACUAGAAGCAUUUCAGCACGCUGGACAGUCAUUAAGCGUUUCAUCAACCCGGACAGAGACUAAAAGGUGCGCUGAAGGCUGGCACGUGGCAAGCGGAGGGGGGAAGGAUGGAUCUUCAGUCCGGUGUAAGAGCCUCCCCCCAGGGAAGCCAGCGUCGGACGCAAGGCCUCGUGGGCCGUUGACCUUCUGUCUUCGUGAUUUAUGGCGGCUGGGGGCCUCUGGCCACUGCAGACUCCUCUCCUCUCUCUCUUCCGUUUCCCUUCACACACACUGCAGGAUUGCAAGGAGCCACACACACUGCACCACCGUCUACAGGAGUACCCAAAGUGGAAUUCCUCGCACAUGCUGAGCUGCAGCACUGGCACGCAUUCAUCCGCUGCCUCCUACACUGUCUCAUACAAAAAUAAACACCUCCAUAAACAUUACUACACUGCAGCACCGUGUCCUGCAAUCCUAUCGCAUGCCCAUUAGACCAAGCCUGCUCUCUGAGUAGACUCCAUUUGACUGUGUGUGGAUUACUAUCAGUCAUGGUGUGUCAGCUGUAGAGCCCUUGGUGUAGCUGCUGCUCACGGGCAGAGUUGGAUCAAUGGAAGUGCGCUGAGUAACGAGGUGAUGUUCCUGUUUUCACAUGGUCUGAAAGCAAUCAGCAGCCAGCAUCUCUCCGCUGACUCUACACACUGCUCUCCUUCUACAUUGCAAUAACCGUCCUCCUCUACGGACUAUCAGUGCAGUGACUUAUUGUAUUAUUUUAAUAUUAGACACACCAGCUGGACAUUUGGUCCUAUGCACACCAGAGCUGUCAGAGCACAUUAAAUAUAUUUUUUUUCUCCAGACGUAAAGGUGUAUAGCGGACACAGUGCCGUAUUUACCUUUUGGACUAUUUUUACUUUUGAAAGCUGGGGACUGAGAGUGAGAGCCUGCAGGUGCCCUCACCAUGGUGUUGCCACCCCCAGACAAACGCCACGUGUGCCUGACCACCAUCGUCAUCAUGACCAGCAUGGCCUUCAUGGACGCCUACUUGGUGGAGCAGAACCAGGGUCCCAGAAAGAUCGGUGUGUGUAUUAUAGUGCUGGUAGGGGAUGUAUGCUUCCUCAUAGUGCUGCGAUAUGUGGCAGUGUGGGUUGGUGCCGAGGUGCGCACCGCCAGACGAGGCUACGCUAUGAUCCUCUGGUUUCUGUACAUCUUUGUCCUAGAGAUCAAGCUCUAUUUUGUCUUCCAGAAUUGCAAGGCAGACAGGAAGAGUUUGGAGACAGUGGCCCGGAAGGCCUUGACGUUAUUAUUAUCUGUAUGUGUACCAGGUUUAUACUUGGUUCUUGUGGCUCUGGACAGUAUGGAAUAUGUGAGAACUUUCCGUAAGAAGGAGGACAUGAGGAGUCGUCUAUUCUGGGUGGCUCUGGACCUGCUUGACCUGCUGGAUAUCCAAGCAAACCUGUGGGAGCCCCAGCGGACAGGCCUGCCCAUCUGGGCCGAGGGCCUGAUGUUCUUCUACUGCUACAUCCUGCUGCUCAUCCUGCCCUGCGUUUCACUCAGUGAAAUCAGCAUGCAGGGGGAGCACAUGUCACCCCAGAAGAUGAUGCUCUACCCAGUUCUGAGCCUGGUCACCAUAAACGUGGUCACCAUCCUCAUACGAGGUGUAAACAUGGUGCUGUUUCAGGACAGCCGUGUUUCCACCAUCUUUGUUGGAAAGAACGUGGUGGCCAUCGCCACCAAAGCCUCCACCUUCCUGGAGUACCGCAGACAGGUCAAGGAGUUCCCCCACCCACAGAACGCCAUGGCGCUAGAGCUGCAGCAGAACUCUGUCAGCCACACGCAGCCGCUACCCAAUGCGACAAGUUUGCCACAUGAACCUUCACCAGCGCAGGACGUCAUUGACACAUGACCGCCAGCGCUGACCUGAGCACCAUUAGAAACUGACUGCUUUUUAUGAAAGCUCCAGAAGUGGAGUUAGAUAGAGAAAUCAGCUGCAUGACAGGAUGAUAUUCUGUUCUUGUCAAGCCCACAUGAACUGCUGCGAAACCAUAAAAGAGAUUUUCAGCAUCACCUGCCUGUCAGAACAUACUGUAAACCUACACUUGACUCUGAGUGCAGCGUGCAGACUUUAGAAAUCAAGUCAAAGGUUUUUAUCGUGCUGUUGUGUUUUUAAUUGUUUCAAAUGUUUUAAAAGUUCCAACAUUUAUUAAGAGACAAUCUCCACACUGCGCAGCCCAGUGACAUUAUGUUGUGUAAAAUGGAUCGGUGAGUAUCUUGUAUUUUUUAAAGGUCACUUUUUCAACAGUGCAUCUAUGGCAUUUCCUUUGAAUUCCAGCACCAAAGGACAUACCACUCAGUGUGAAGCACUGAUGGAGAGGAGAGAGUGACAAGGGUCAGUCAUGGGGUUCUAUCUGGGCUGUGCUAAAGCAAGGUUGGUGGCAGACAAAUGCUUUUCCUUCUGUGUUUGUUCUGCUGAGAAAUGAGGUCUGGAAGCUGCUGCCUCGAUCAGUGUGACACUUUACGACCAAAGGUCUGAUUAAAGCACUGGAGCUCAGCACUAUACCGUCAACUGCAGGCAUCCAAGCGUGUGUUUUAGUGUGUGCCCGUGUGUCUAUGUGCACGCACACUAGUCUCUAGAGUAUGUAUGCCUGCAGCCGUACCUGUCCGCCACAGGAGGAUUUAGGUUAUUUCAGAUUGUUCUGGAACAGAUGCAGUUGGUUGAUGUGUGUGAUGAAUUGCAAAUGAGACAAAAUACGUAGAGAUGUCAGAAGAAUAAAAAUAUGAUCGGGGUAAGAUAAUUUUUGUUUCCUGUACUGUACAUUCCUCUAAAACUAGCUCAAGCCUUGAAGUCAGAGAAUACGGAGAUCAGAGUCCAGAGAACGCCUAACUGAAGAAUUGACAAAAGAUAAAACAUACAUACAAAAACAUACAAACAGAAUAGUUUUUCUGAUGUUAUUCAGUUUAUUAUUAUAAUUAUCCUUAUUAUUAUGUACAUUCUUUACUUGUUGGAGGCCAAUGACGUUUUAAU